Molecule: messenger RNA, 1875 nt
Organism: Harpegnathos saltator (Jerdon's jumping ant)
Lineage: Eukaryota; Metazoa; Arthropoda; Insecta; Hymenoptera; Formicidae
Product: stAR-related lipid transfer protein 7, mitochondrial
Exons: 6
Coding region: 21-1376 (451 amino acids)
Molecular function (GO): lipid binding
Source: RefSeq, a predicted model, not a curated record
AUUAAUAUUGAGGUUGAACUAUGUAUACGUGGAAACUGUUCAGUCAUGUUAUUAGACGGUUCGAUACUAAUUAUAAUCACAACGGUGGUAGGUUAGCGCUUUUUGUUAAGCAUCAUGGUCCUGGUUAUGGCAAAUUUACUGCUUACCGUAAAGGAAUAAAUUUAUGGUUUCGGGAGCAGGGUAAACAAAUUGUCCAAGUAUGUAAGAGACAAUUCGAAUUCAUAACAGCACAAAGGAUUAGGAGACAUGUGCAGAUAUUUUACCUUUACACAAGAAUAUGGGACGAGGUAGCAUUAAGAGAAUUCAUGAGAUCAUGGAGAUUGAGAAUUGCUAGGAAUUUUUUAUUGAGCACAGUUACUGUAUCUAUGUACAAUUGGAAUCGUGAGAGAAUUAGUGAUGAAGAUGUUAAUAAAUACAUUCAUGAAAUUGAAGGGAUUCAGAGAUUACGAGACUGUACAGUGGUAUGUGCAAAAUGUCAUUUGCGGAUUAUCAUUGAUGUUAUACAGUCCAAUGUAAAAUAUUGUAAAUGUACUGGAGCUCAGUGUACUGCUUCUAAUGAAAAUAUAGAUGGUUGGCAGCCUUAUAUUGAACGUCAGGAUAUGUUAAUAUGGAGACGGCAGGAACCAGGAGGACUGUAUGCAUAUAAAGUGUAUGGCUCAUUUUCUGACGUUACUGCUGAAGACUUCUUACAAAUACAAAUAGAUGUCGAUUAUAGAUUGAAAUGGGAUUCUACCGCUAAGGAACUAGAGAUUAUUGAAACUGAUCCAAAAUCAAUAUCAUCUGUUGAUCAGAGUAAUGAUAUUAUUCAUUGGGAGAUGCUCUGGCCUAGUUUAUUUUCAAAUAGAGAUUAUGUGUUUCAACGGCGGUGGAUUGUGAAUAGGGAAAAAGGAAUCAUAAUUAUCGUCAGCAGAGUAACUGAACAUCCCAAUGUACCAAUCAUACAUGGUACUCACAGAGUUAAGUCCUAUUGGUCAUAUAUGGUGAUAAGGCCUUACACGGAAUUUAACAAGCCAGGUAUUGAAUUUGGUCUCACUUACUUUGACGAUCCUGGUGUAUCUGUGCCAACUCCCAUCACUUCAUGGGUAGCACUGAGAGGUUUACCUGAGUUCUUGAUACGUAUGCGGAAUGCUUCAAAAAAUUAUCAAAAAUAUAAAGCAACAAAGCAAAGUGAGACUAUACUUAAUAGCGGUCACCAGUUAUUUGAAAAACAAGUUAAACCAGACACUCCUAACAGUACUAUCGAGUUAGAUAUAAUGCAUAAUGUACAGCAAGAGAAUGAUGUAAUAGAGAAUGGAAAUAGAGACACCGCUACUAACUCUUCAGCUCAAAAACAAGGUUUAUUACAUAAUUUUUACCUCACGAAAUUAUUUGCAUGACACGAAUAUUUCACAGUUGAUUUAAGGAAGUAAUUUUUGACUAGUAGAUAAUGUAACGUGACCUCAUACCGAGAGAAUAAUAAAUCCGAUCUCUGCUACCGGAAGUGUAAAAGCAUAAAACACAGAUGAAUGCGUGGACGAUUGUAUUGCGGACUAACAGAGAAUAUCAGAUGCUUCAUUAAUGUAUAUUGAGGAACGAUAAAUUUCACAGAUAGCAAGAGAAAAUUGUGACUAUAACAAAUCUCGUACUUUUUUUCCAAACACUGGUUCUCGUAUUUUACGAAAAUAGGAAACGAAAAUAUCUUAUCAAUUGAAAAAUAUACUAAGCAUGUAGUAAGACUGAUUAGUUUUAUCAUCCGUUGUAGUCCGUUUAUUCAUUGAAGAUAUGUAUUAUGCAUUAUACAGAAUAAUGAGGAUGUAGCUUAUGUUAAAUCGUGGAAACAAAUUUAAAGCAUUGAUUUGAUGGAUUUAUGCUAUAAAUAGAUUUAUAAUAUAACAA